Messenger RNA from Psammomys obesus (fat sand rat), 3813 nucleotides. It is a transcript of the gene Smim34, whose product is annotated as small integral membrane protein 34. The record is from RefSeq and is a predicted model, not a curated record. Bases 2618 to 3382 code for a protein of 254 amino acids. NCBI's taxonomy places the organism in Eukaryota, Metazoa, Chordata, Mammalia, Rodentia, Muridae. The transcript has 7 exons.
UCCAGCUUUGCAGUCUGCUUCAAGGACACACUGGGUCUUCUGUAUCUGUAAAAUCUAGGAACCACCAGCGAGAGAAACCGGCAACAUCUGUGUUUCGGGCUGAUUGGAUUCACUCGCUGCUGUUCCUCCAGCUGCGCCCGUUGUCCUGGAAACUUAACCUUCCCCCUGAAUCUUCGUGUGGGUUCCCUCAGGACGCUGUCGCUGUGGCCCAACAGUCUCAGCAAGUGUCAGAAAGCAGUUGACAGGCCGAGGAAAUGGUUAGGUGUUCCAAGGUCGGGAUCUGCAGGCCGGGCAGGCUAUCUUGAGUCCGCGUCAGUAAGGACUCAAUGAGACUCACCAAGUUUCCUCCUUCCUUCCUGUUGGGAAGCUGAAUAAUACUCUAACCUCUGAAUGCACCAUGGUUUACUUACUUUUCUGCUUGCGAGGACAUCUUGGCUGCUCCCAGUUUGUGCAAAGCAGGGUUCUGAAAAGUCUCUCCUGAUCUGGGUUUCAAGUCUCUCCUGAUUCCAAGUCUUGUAAGGAGCUAAAGAGAGUCACAUGGCCAUCAGGGCAGAUUACAGGCCAGACCCUUCCCUGACACCAUGGUCUCAAACUGGAUUCCCUGCUGAUGGCCAACCGCUUGCCCACCCCAUUCCGACCUCUUCACUCGGUCUCUUACACAACCAGAGGGUCUGGGGAGCUCCUGUUGUCCUCGGAGCAUUUGCUUCAAGUACUCUCCAUCACCAACCACGUUCCAGUACCACAGUGAGCAGGAAGCACGUGGCCACCCUUCGCCAGCCGCACAGUGGGACAGCUGAGGGGCAGCGGAGGUGCUUCGCUUGUGGAGGGUCUUGAGAGUUCCCAGCCUCACCCACUUCCAGCUGUCUCUCCUCCACCAUCUCCUCCUCCACCACCACCCCACCUCCACACCACCACCAGCACCUGCUGCCUUGCCUUGCUUCUUGCUUGUGGUUGAGGAUGCGACCUCUCAGCUCCCUGCUCCAGCUACCUGCUGCUGUACCUCACCUGCCUUCAGGGAAUCACAAGCCCAGAGAAACUCUCUCUCAUGAGUUGCUUCUGGCCGUGGUGCUGAAUCCCAGCAACAGAGAGCCGACUGCUGCAGAAGCCGGCAGAGUGAGCAGAGGUUUGUGCUUUCUUUCCUCUGCGUCUUGGUCGUGCACGGAAUCACGGAAUCACGGGCUGAGAUGGCGUCAGAAGCUAAGUGUUGAGAUCUAUGCAAGUUAUAAGGUACUGAGCAUGCCUGCAGGGACUUCGCCACCCACCCUGGCGUACAUAAUGUGUUUGCAGUCAUAUGUGGGACAGUUAUAUCCAGUUAGAGGUGGGAUUGUGACCUGGUUCUUGCUUCACUUGGGAAUUAAGCAUGGCAUAAGGAGACGUGAUUGUGUGCCAGGUUCACAAGGGUUGGACUUGAGAUGACUAACUUGGGUUGUGACUAAAACCCAACCUGCCUGACCCUCCGGUGAGGGUUUUUCUUGAUCAUAUUAUUUGAGAUGGAAAGACCCACUCUAAAUCUGGACCACACCUUCUGAUGGUACCCCAGUAAAAAGACACAGAAGAAGAAAAAUUUGCUUUUUGCCUGCUUGCUUUCACUCUUGUUGGCGAGCCCAUCUACCCUAUUGUUUUGACAUUUCACCACCAAUAUUAGAUCCCAACUUCUUUGGGAUUCCAGUGUAGGCUGAGGACCAGAGGCUGUCCAGCAAUUCUCCAAUCCCUGGGUGCCAGAACAGUGCUGCUGAGACAUCCAGCCUUGUGGACUGAACAAGUACCAUAAUGUCAGCUUCUCCAGCAUGAGAUAGCCAUCACUGGACUACUGGAACCACAUCCUGUAAACCUACCUACUGAAACCCUUUUACUAAACAUAUUCAUUCUGUCAGUUUUGUUCCUCCAGAGAACCCACCAACUCCUCCCAGCAGAGCCCACAUGCUGUCCUGGGCCUGUUCCUUCAUCCAGGAGACUGUUGGUGAGGACGCUGGUGACUCUUGACCAUGGACCUCCCUGUCCCUGUGACAAUGAGGCCUCCAAUACAGCCUGCCCUGGCCACGCCUGCAACAGGUGCAGAACAGGAUGAAACAGGAGUCAUCCAGGCUGGCAGCUGGCAGCUGGCUUCGGAGAGCUGGCACCACACACUCCCAAGUGCCAUGCAGAGGGCUAGAGGCUUCCUGGAGCCUGCAUUUUUUUUUUUUUAACAAACGCCUUUGAUUUGGAACUUUUAACAAGCCACAGGCAGGCAGUGCUGCCUCUCCUGGGCCUCAGAUCCUCUGAUCAGCUGAAGAAGAGAGAAGUGUCCCAGGUGCAGGCUAAGUUUUUAUUGCUCUGCAGGGCUUGGGGAGUCCGGUUCCUCCCUGCUCAGGAAGCUGCUGCAGCCUGCGCACACUGGGACUGUGAUCUGCAGGAAGGAGACUUGUCACUGUCCCCUAUCCCGUCUCUGGAAGCCUCUCGAAUUUGCCUCCUGCGAGUCAAGGUCGAGACCAGCUCAUGGAAUGUGAGUGUCUCUAGUUCUAGCUGCCUCUGUGGCUUGGAGAAGUGGCUGUCAGCGCUGUGGGAGCUGGUAGACCGCAGUGGGAGGCCUUGAAGGAACUCUGGGAAUCCAGAAGCCCUUCUAUUUCUUGGCCACCGUAUGGUGCACGGCUUUCUCCACCACACUCUCCUUCCAUGGCUUGCUGCUCUGCCACACAGAAGCAACGGGGCCAAGCAACAUGGGCGUGAAACCCCUGCCUUUCCUAUGAAUUCAUCUACCUCAGGUACGCAUGAAGACCAGAAGAGGGCAUGGAUCCUGGAGCUAGCUACAGGCACUAUCAAAUGGACACCCCAGGAAGCCUUCAACCACACCCAGCCCAGCUCCCCCCUGCCUGACUCCAUGGUGGAGAGGAAUGGCAGCAUUUCCACCAGGAUCCUGAGGACGCUGGAUGCAACCAGCGCUGCCUGGUACAUCCUCACCAUCAUCGGCAUCUAUGGGCUGCUCUUCAUCUUCCAGCUGGCCAGCAACAUUCUCAGGAGGAAUGAGAGGUCCUUGGAGGACAUUUACUACUCAAACUUAACUUCUGAACUCAAAAGGAAAGGGCUUCAGAGCAGGGUGGUCGAGUGCUCCCCGCUGACCCUCAGCAAUGCAGCUGCCCUGGAACCAAAGCUAGCUCUUAUGCUAGCCUCUUCCUUCUUGCGAACAAUGUCCCUCCUGCUUUCAUGUCACACAUUCUGUCACCUUCCCUUGUGCCUCUCCCUUUAUACCUCUGUAUUUCCUCUGUCUUCUCUCAAACAUCACACCCACACACCUGCACACGUAUAUAAUUCAAUCUGUAUCUAUACAGAUAGUCUCAAUAUCUAUGUAUAUGUACAGACAUAUCCGUGGUGUAUUUGUAUCUACACACACACACACACACCGUGAAACAAACACGGUGAUGGUGUUUGUUUCAAUAACAUGGACAUAGGAAUUGAGUAAUAGAUGACAGAUAAAGGGGUGCUAGUUUUUAGACUCUAUUUGGUUUCACAAGCCUCUGCCUCCCUUCCACACCUCCAACCUAGGUAGAGAGAGAAGGCUAGAAAGCAAAGGGGAUGUAGAGCUAUUUAGACUUGGUUCCAGCUGGUUAGGGUCAUCCAGUUCUUUGGGGAAAAAACCCUUAUCUCAAUGGUCAGCAUGUCUAGCAGUGCAGAAACAGCAAAGGCAUCGGGGCAGACAAGCAGCCUUCUUCCUCCUCCAUCUGUCUCCAUGAAGCCCUCUCUCUUGGCUCCUGUAUUUAUGCCCUCUCAGAGUCCUCAGAAUUCCACUAUCUGCAGCUGGCAAAGACCACACCCCUCUCCAAGUCCCAUGAGGCUGUU